AAGAACUUAUUAAUAAAUUGAUGUAGUUAUUGUACCAAUUUUGUACUUAAAAGUUGUGCGACACAAAAACUCAAGUAGUAUAACUUGAGUAAUAUAAGAAACAAGUUACUAACUGCGUCUUCAGUAAACAAUUAGCUACAGCUAGUUGUGUACAUUAUGCAUCAUGUUAUGGAUUCCGAUAGUGAAGAUGAGUUGCCACCAGGAUGGGAAGAGAAAUCAACUGAAGAUGGAAAUGUUUAUUUUGUAAAUACAUACAAUACCAAAAUACAAUGGACACAUCCUCGAACUGGAAGAAAAAAAGUGAUUUCUAAAGAUCUACCCUUUGGUUGGUCCAAAACUGUUGAUGAAAAUGGCAAAACAUUGUAUGUACAAGUUGAAACUGGAAACAAGACCUAUGUAGACCCAAGAUUAGCUUUUGCCAAAGAAGAAAAGAAAUAUACAAAUGAUUUUCGGCAAAGAUUUGAUGGUUCUUCAACAGCUUUUCAGGUAUUACAUGGAAUAGACUUGUCAGGGAAAUAUGCAUUAAUAACUGGUUGCAACAGUGGUAUUGGUUACGAAACAGCAAAAUCCCUAGCUAGACAUGGCUGCAAUAUAUUAUUUGCCAAUAGAAAUAUAGAUGCAACACAAAAAGCAAUCAAACAAAUUGUUGAAGAAACCAAUGCUUCCGAGGACAAUUUAAAAGCAAUAGAGAUAGAUCUAGCUUCACUGCAAAGUGUUAAGAAGUGUGCCUCCUCUGUGAAAGCUAUAUUUUCAGAUCAUUUGGAUAUGUUGAUAUUAAAUGCUGGUAUUUUUGGUGAUGCGUAUGAAGAAACUGUUGAUAAAAUAGACAAAACUCUGCAAGUAAACCAUUUGAGUCAUCUAUACUUAGCUUUAUUACUUGAGCCCUUACUGAAGCGCGGAUCAAGAGUAAUUUUUGUAUCAUCAGAAUCUCACAGGAUGGCAAAAUUAAAAAAUGUAUUUGUAAACCAGGAUCUCUCAUGUCCAAAGGAUUGGUUUAGUUCAAUGUUGGCAUAUAAUAAUUCCAAAUUGUACAAUGUUAUAACUGCGAAAAUAUUAAGUGAAGAAUGGAAAAAUAAAGGAAUAUGUGUGAACUCCCUUCACCCUGGGAACAUGGUGUACACUAAUAUAUCCAAAAGCUGGUGGUUGUAUGGUGUUCUGUUUUAUUUAGUUCGUCCAUUCACAAAAUCUUUGCAACAAGCCGCUGCCACCACAGUAUAUGUAGCUACUGCUUCUGAAUUGGAUGGCGUUACAGGCCUGUACUUCAACAACUGCUUCUAUUGCGAAGAGUCCGCUCUAGCCCGCGAUAAAGAAAUUUCAAACGAAGUAUUCUCUUUAUCUCUACAAAUGAUAAAGGCUCGUAUGGGAUCUGAUGACAUAAAAAAAUAUUUGGAUAAAUUUUGUACUAAAUCGUAAAAUGUAUCAAUAUAUAAUAUGGUGGGAGGGGAAUAUAUUUUAUUUUUGUAUAUGCUGGUGUUCUUAGUUCAAGAAAACGGUUUGAAAUUGUGUCAACAUUAUAAUUAGCACAACAUAUUUUAAUAACACAAUAUUUAGUGACCACACUCGCUACACUGUUUGAUAGUGGAAUCUUGUAAUUUCUAAAUGUACACCAUAAGGUGUGUGUUUAGUGUUAUAGAAAAAUAAAAUAUUUGUGUCGCGGUUUACAACGUGUCGAUCUCUUAUCUGGCUUCCAUGUAAUUCUCACAUAGGGAUUUAUAUAUAUUUAAAUGUUUUGACAUACUGUAUUACACAGUACUUAUACAUUGUGAGAAUAUGGCCAAUAUGGAAUGUACUGUAAUACAAUAUUAUUAAUUUUUAAUGACCCAAAAGAAAACUUAACAGUUAGUUUAAACAAACAGAAAACCUUAAUGUUUUUUUUUUAAAUUAGGAUAGCUAUUGUAGAUGAGGGAUAAAUUUUUGGGAUCGUAAGAAAACGGCUUCCGGGCCCCCACUCAUCUAACGAAACACAGUAGCAUUCGCAUACUACUAUUUCGCAGCCUUUUUCCUGUGGGAAUGUGGUAACUUCCCCAGAGUGAGCCGGCUCAAUUCCUACCGAAACGUGAUCAACUCCCACAUAGAAAUAAAUCUAUAAAGGAUACAACGAAUGAUGGUCUGAUAUACAAGAGUCACAAUUGCUUUUCACAUUAGCUAUACACUAUAGUAAUUUAUAUACAUACAUUAACCAUACCAUAAUUGUAUUUAUUAUUGCAUAGACAUUAUAUCCAUGGCUUGUGCAGAUAAAUAUAUAUAUUUUUUAAAUAUGAUUUACUUUGU
Messenger RNA from Zerene cesonia (dogface butterfly), 2271 nucleotides. Its product is annotated as WW domain-containing oxidoreductase-like. The record is from RefSeq and is a predicted model, not a curated record. NCBI's taxonomy places the organism in Eukaryota, Metazoa, Arthropoda, Insecta, Lepidoptera, Pieridae. The coding region runs from base 157 to 1413 and encodes 418 amino acids. The transcript is spliced from 7 exons. Gene Ontology annotation, molecular function: protein binding.